This is a messenger RNA of Stegostoma tigrinum, 1636 nucleotides long. Its product is annotated as schlafen-like protein 1. The transcript has 4 exons. Gene Ontology annotation, molecular function: RNA binding. The record is from RefSeq and is a predicted model, not a curated record. The coding region runs from base 401 to 1600 and encodes 399 amino acids. Lineage: Eukaryota; Metazoa; Chordata; Chondrichthyes; Orectolobiformes; Stegostomatidae.
GACAUUGAUUAUUUUCACUUAUCCACAAAGUUUCAACUUCGUUAACGGUUCGUCUGUCUGAGGAUGUCCCUGCGGCUGGGUGAUCCUGAACAAACUGAUUAAGUGUAAGUUGCACUCCACGUAUUGAUCUUACAUCAGGAUUUUGCAUCAUAUCUCACCGUCCUUUGUGACAUCAACUCACCAGGAUCAUGUUAAUUAAACAAAACCACUCAGACUGUUAGAGAAAAAACACCGAUGAUAAAGGUAGAGAAUUCUGCCCUUAGUUAAGGGGAAAGCCCAGCAAGAAAUUUUGACCUUCAAAUCUUGUGGGACAAUGGAAACACCACAGACAGUCCUGAAGAUGUAAGUGUUUGCUCCAAGCCUCAAGAAAAUCUGCAAAAUGAUUUUUUAGCAAAAAGCAAUGGAUGACAACGAUGUCAAAGCUCGUUGUUUGUCAUUAUUUGUGGGUAACUUAAAUCCAGAUUACUCAAAGGAGCUGCUGAGUUACAUGCUGAAGGAUUUACUUGCUGCAAUCAACAUUGUCCUGCAAAGACAUGACAUUGAAGUCUUCAAGAAGCACAAACGAGCCCAUGCAUUUAUCCGCCUGAAGACAGAGAAUGGAGUUCAAAAUAUCUUGAAACAGCUUCAAGAUCCUGCCAUUUUGGAUCAAAACCAUAUGGAAGGAUUGGUAGUUAAAGGGAAAACACUAAAGGUUGCAAGGGAUAUCCGUGACUUUUCAGAUCACACUUUUGAUAAGAACAGUUCUCCAGAUACGUCAAAGUAUGAGUUCCACAGUCAAGGACAAAAGGACAAGAGGAGACUGGAACAAACACAUGACACAUUGGGAUACACCACAGGGAAAUCCAGCUACCUGGCAAACAAAGUUAUGGAUCAUUUAUCAACUCCUCUGAGUGGUACCAAGUCAGACAGCGCCAUCAUCGGUGGGGAGAUUGCUGGGCAGGAGCGCUUAUUUUAUGGGGCACUUAUGGGGAGUGAGACAAGGAAUGUUGAAUUCAAGCGAGGAGGAGGAGAAUACCUGAAUGUGGCUCUGAAGAACCAUGUUAGGAAAUACGUCUGUGCAUUUCUGAACAGUGAAGGAGGUAGUCUGUUUGUAGGUGUGAACGAUGAUGGCACCGUUUGCGGUGUCGAAUGUAAUCACAAAGAUGAAGAUCGGGUUAGACUUCUGAUAGAUUCAAUUGUGAAAGGGUUUAAACCACCACUCUUCCCCAAUUCCUACUCUAUCACCUUCCUUCCAGUCAUCAAGGAUGGGGACACCGGGAUGUUUCUAAAAGUUAUGAGGUUAACUGUGCAUCCACCUAAGAAGGAUGGUGACGUGUUACUGUAUGAGACUGACCAGGGUGAAGUGUACAUUCGUCGAGAUGGUAGCAUCCAAGGUCCACUAUCAGGAAGUUCCAUUCAGGAAUGGUGCAGACAGAAAUGGACAGUGGAAGUCAAGAAACUGCAAGAUACCAUCGACAGCUUAGUCAAAGAGGAACACCGUUUGCAAGAGGAACUUCGUCAGCAGCAACAGUCAAUCCUGGAACUGCAACAGUUGCAGCAAGAACUACAGGCAAUGAAUUCAGACAAGAUCGCAGUGUCAAAUCUGUGCUGCGUUAUUUAACUGCACGGGAGAUCAGGCCAUCCCAGAGCACAGCUG